CCCGUCUUUAAUAACAAUUUGUUAAAUAUAAAUAUCUGAUGUUUUGUGGGGAUUCUUGUGGUAGGACAUCUCGGAAGAUCUGUGAGCGAGAAAGGAGAUUUUUUUUCCUAAGAGCUGCUGAAGAGAGAGACAUAAUUACUGCACGAUCAGUAAACCUGACAAGAUAAAAAGAUGGACGCUCUGUUUGGGCAACGCAAAAUUAAGCUGUCAGCCCUGUCUGACUUCUCACAAUUAAAUAAGACGACUCGGACCCAUCUGAAGAAUGUAUACAGCUGCUUGGCUAUCUGUAUGUUGGCAGCAGCCGUUGGUGCCUACGUUCAUCUGUUCACAGGCAUUCUAGAGGCUGGUUUUCUGACCUCCAUUGCAGGCCUUGGCCUCUUGAUCUGGCUUGGAGUUACCAAAGACAAUGGCUCCAACCAAGGCAAACGCCUGGGCCUCCUUUCUGGGUUUGCUUUCUUCACAGGUCUGAGUCUUGGUCCACUGAUGUACGUUGUUGCCAAGAUUGAUAUACAGAUUAUCCCAACAGCAUUUUUGGCAACGUGUGUCAUCUUUGGCUGCUUCACUUUUGCUGCUCUGUGGUCCGACCGCCGCAGCUUUCUGUUUCUCGGCGGUACCCUGUUUUCUGGCCUCUCCAUCUUGAUGAUCAUGUCCCUGCUUAAUAUCUUUAUUGGUUCAACUCUCAUCUUCAGAGCUGAGAUGUACCUGUGCCUGGCUGUAUUCAUGGGAUUUGUGUUGUUUGACACCCAGCUCAUCGUUGAGAAAUGCAACAACGGAGACAAGGACUACAUCUGGCACAGUGUAGACCUAUUUUUGGAUUUCAUCAAUAUUUUCCGUCAGCUGAUGAUCCUUUUGGCAAUGAACAAUGAUAAGAAAGAGAAACGUAGAAAGUAAAGUGCCUGACAACCAGAAAUACAGCAGAUGAGUGGCUCAUCAGCCCACUUUGCUGACAGAAGAGAAUACUUUCUAUAUGUUUUUUGAAUCUUCUAUUUUGUGUUUAGUUCACCCUCUCUAUAAUUAUUAACCAGACUGAUUUCAAAAUACAUUGCAAGUGUUAUAGUAGGCUGUUCAUACUUUGCAAAUUUCAUUACGAGGACUCGGAGGUGCUUUGCUAAGUUUCUUUUUUGCUUGUUGGAAACAUUUUCUUCUAAGCUGUGGUUUCUUAAGCAGGAUUUAAAACUUUGCCUGGUGGAAAUAUGGUAUGGAAAGGGUUGCGGUAGCACCAUGUAAUGACUCGGUUUCAACUCAACGUUUCGAUCAGUAUGCUUUUAUUGUCUUCUGGAUUUCUUGUAUCUUGGUGUUCUGCAGUGCCAAGUUUAGUGUUUUCUGUUUUUGUUGAUGUUUGUUGAGCACCCCCAUUCAACCCAAUCCCCAACCACUGAUGUAAUUUAGAGUAUAUAAUUAUAUGUAAUUGUAUUAUUUUACGGUUGUCUUCAUUAUCCCAAAACAUUUUAUGGCAUGUUAUGGCUGGUUAGUCUAAUUGACUGGACUCAAGUUCUGGUGGCAAGGCCAUUGAUACAGGUUUUAAUCCUGGUCAUGUCGAUUGUGUCCAUGAACAAGACAUGUGACUACAAUCGCUUCUCUUCAAACACAGGGUCCCAGUGGGGGCAGAGAUGAUUGUAACUAGCUUGACUUUUGCAUACUUGGCAGCACAGGCUGCAUACUCCUCAGUUUAAUACACCGAUUCAUUAGGCUCCGUCCACGGAGCACGUGUGAGCAAGAACACGUGGGCUUCUUUAAUGCCAUUCUGCACAACUCUGCCGCGCACGCCAAGCAUACGCGCAAGGAUAUCGGACCUUAAUUUGUCAGACUUUUUGUUGCGCAAUGGGUUGUGAUUAGUCAAUACUUAAUGGAGUGGGGCUUAAUGAAUAGGUCUAUUCAAUUCAAUUAGGGAGCUUACAUAGUUUCAGGAAUGAAAUUUUAAUAGUACCCAAUGACCAGUCUUAUAAUGUUUUUGCAUCCCGAGUGCCACCUGGCACUAUACGAACUAAUCAAAUCAGGAAGGGAAAGUUUGUAUAAUGGUUUUUGGAUGAAGGCAACCUAAACUUCAGUUGAUGGUAGCUCUAUUUGAUUAAUAUUAUGGCGCCUGUUAGAUGGUGGUUACAUCUUUAAGACAUUAAUAGUGUAUACUCAAUAUGUCAAGCUGUAAACGUUAAACGCUUUUAAACAGGGGUGAGAUGUUUCCAACUUUUAUCCGAGUUUAGGCUUUUUAGAUGUUUGCUUUAUGGGAACAAAAAAAACCAGUAAUUUUCUGCAGAUGUAACAGAAUUCUGCUCUUAAAUCUAUUACAAUUUCCGUAGUUGUUGGGAUUCUGUUCUCAGAAGCUCCUUGAAAUCAUAACCGAAGGGGUUACCAAAAAGUUAGAAAUGCCAUCAUUACAACAUGCUUCAUAGAAUUUGGACCCUAGUUUCAGAUCUAUUUAAUCAGCAAUGACUCUCAACCCUGUUUAAAAAAAAUGGUCUGUUCCAGAGUUAGAAACUAACUAUAUGUUAAUGUACAUUUUGCUUAGUAGUUGUUAUUUCAAGUUUUGUAGCAAGUAUACAGAACUAAAUUUAUAUUAACUGAACAUAAUAACAAGAAUAAAACUACUAUUUAAUUUCAGCCAUACAGGAAUGUGAAGAAUAAUACUGCUUGACUAUGAACUAUACUUACAGACAAAUGAUUGUAUUUGUAAUAAAAAUCAAAAACUUGAACGCAAACCAAGGAAAUGGCACAAUUAGAUAAAAACUAACAGCUAUUUUUGCCCAAAGAUCAGCUGAACUGAACACUAUCAUUAUCACUAUGUUUUGUUUGUUACUUUGUGGCAAAAACUGUCAAAUCUUUUUUAAAUUGAAAUUUGACAAAUUAAAGAAAAAAGAAAAAAUGAUUGCUGCAUUUUAGUUUAAAUAUCUUACCUACUGACUGAGUUUUCAAGUAAAAAAGAAUGACUAAUGAUUGAUAUACAGAUUGGGGCCUACACAGAACAUUAUUUUAUGGUUUAAAUAAAUUUGUUUUCAUAAAAGUUGUUUUGAAUGCAAAUUUCACAUAAUCACCUAAAGAUGUAUUGAUAUGUUGCUUUACGGAGUGUACUAAAAAUGGUUUGAAAUCUAA
Asterias rubens (European starfish) is the source of this 3087-nucleotide messenger RNA. Its product is annotated as probable Bax inhibitor 1. Gene Ontology annotation, biological process: negative regulation of apoptotic signaling pathway; negative regulation of RNA splicing; negative regulation of endoribonuclease activity. The transcript has 10 exons. Gene Ontology annotation, cellular component: mitochondrial membrane. The record is from RefSeq and is a predicted model, not a curated record. Gene Ontology annotation, molecular function: enzyme binding. Lineage: Eukaryota; Metazoa; Echinodermata; Asteroidea; Forcipulatida; Asteriidae. Bases 172 to 891 code for a protein of 239 amino acids.